This is a messenger RNA of Cottoperca gobio, 4663 nucleotides long. It is a transcript of the gene mtr, whose product is annotated as 5-methyltetrahydrofolate-homocysteine methyltransferase. The record is from RefSeq and is a predicted model, not a curated record. Gene Ontology annotation, cellular component: cytosol. Bases 303 to 4253 code for a protein of 1316 amino acids. The transcript has 33 exons. Gene Ontology annotation, biological process: homocysteine metabolic process; tetrahydrofolate metabolic process. Gene Ontology annotation, molecular function: methionine synthase activity; cobalamin binding; zinc ion binding. NCBI's taxonomy places the organism in Eukaryota, Metazoa, Chordata, Actinopteri, Perciformes, Bovichtidae.
GAUAAUGUACUUUUAAAGUCACAAUGAUAACAUUUACUUCUUUAGAGUUUUGGUUUAUGAUGAUUUUGACUUGGGUUCAAGUUUAUAUAUCAUCAUUUUGACUUUUCUUAAUCUUGAAGUUGCAUAGCCAGAAGCCUUGAAUGUUUGAUUAUUCAAAGAAAUAGGCUUUGAAAUAACUCAGCUGUUUUUUUUUUUUUAGAAAAACGUUCAAAUGAUAUGAAAUAUGAAUUGUUAUGGUAUUGCUGGGGUAAGUGAAAGUGUGGUGAAGCCUUUAUUGUGAAGGACUUAGACCGGAAGUGUAGAUGUUGCCACGGACGGACCUCAAGCUCCAGAGGUUCCGGGAAAAUAAGAGCCGGUUUGUUGGCUGUGAAAGCUUGACCUGCAAUAUUAACUGCUCGGUCUCCAGACGGACCGUGGGGCUGUUGUCAAAGCUGGCUCUUCAAAAGAUGGCCCCGACUAAUGUCAUUAAAUACUCUUCAGAGGAGGGAUGCACAUGUCCAUUGGAAUCCGAGCUGCGAGCAGUGCUGCAGCAAAGGAUUAUGGUCCUGGACGGUGGUAUGGGAACCAUGAUCCAGCAGCAUCAACUUGAAGAAGAAGAUUUCAGGGGAGAUGAGUUUAAAGAACACCCUCUUCCACUGAAGGGCAACAACGACCUUCUCAGUAUCACACAGCCCGAUAUCAUUUACACAAUACACAAGGACUACCUGCUGGCUGGUGCUGACAUCAUAGAGACCAACACAUUCAGCAGCACCUCUGUCGCCCAGACAGACUAUGGACUGGAACACAUGGCUUAUCGUCUCAACAGGGCGUCUGCGGAGCUGGCCAAGAGGGCAGCUGACGAUGUCACCAAACAAACUGGUUGUAAACGCUAUGUGGCCGGGGCAGUGGGUCCCACUAAUAAGACCCUGUCCGUGUCGCCGUCUGUGGAGAGACCUGACUUCAGGAACAUCACUUUUGAUGAGCUUGUAGAAGCCUACUCAGAGCAGGUCAGAGGUCUGUUAGAUGGGGGAGCAGACAUCCUUCUGGUUGAAACCAUCUUUGAUACUGCCAACGCUAAGGCGGCCUUGUUUGCCAUCGAGCUGCUGUUUGAAAAGAGCUACGAAAGGAAACCUAUAUUUAUCUCAGGGACCAUCGUUGACCGGAGUGGACGCACUCUUUCUGGUCAGACAGGAGAAGCCUUUGUAGUGAGUGUAUCCCAUGUUAACCCUCUAUGCAUUGGUCUGAACUGUGCCUUGGGGGCGACAGAGAUGAGGCCGUUCAUUGAAGCCAUCGGAAAAAGCACCACAGCUUUCAUUAUCUGUUAUCCCAAUGCAGGUCUUCCCAACACAUUUGGAGGGUACAAUGAAACCCCAGAAAUAACAGCCUCCAAUUUAAAGGAGUUUGCUGUGGAUGAACUGGUGAAUAUUGUGGGAGGCUGUUGUGGGACCACUCCAGGACACAUCAGGGCCAUAUCAGAAGCAGUCAAACACUGUAAGCCGCGAGUUCCCGCUGCUGGUAUUUAUCAAGACUACAUGCUACUGUCAGGUUUAGAGCCGUUCAGGAUCGGCCCUUACACCAACUUUGUUAACAUCGGCGAGCGCUGCAACGUGGCUGGGUCACGCAAGUUUGCCAAGCUGAUCAUGGCAGGAAACUAUGAGGAGGCUCUAAGCAUUGCUAAAGCCCAGGUGGAGAUGGGAGCCCAGGUCCUGGAUAUAAACAUGGAUGAGGGGAUGCUGGAGGGGCCAACAGCAAUGGCUCGAUUUUGUAACUUGAUUGGUUCUGAACCAGACAUCGCACGGGUUCCUCUGUGUAUUGACUCCUCUAACUUUUUAGUGAUUGAGGCUGGCUUGAAAUGCUGUCAGGGGAAGUGUAUAGUCAACAGUAUCAGCCUGAAGGAAGGAGAGGAGGAGUUCUUGCACAGAGCUGCUACUGUGAAGCGCUACGGAGCUGCUGUGGUGGUCAUGGCCUUCGAUGAGAAGGGACAGGCCACAGAUGUAGACCGUAAAGUGGAGAUCUGCGCUCGGGCCUACAAGCUGCUAGUCAGCAAAGUGGGAUUUGACCCCAACGACAUCAUCUUUGACCCCAACAUCCUCACCAUCGGUACAGGCAUGGAGGAACACAACGACUAUGCCAUAUACUUCAUCAGAGCCACCAAACUUAUCAAGGAGACAUUACCAAGAGCCAGAGUGAGUGGAGGUCUGUCCAACCUGUCCUUCUCCUUCAGAGGGAUGGAGAUCAUCCGAGAAGCUAUGCAUGGAGCAUUUCUUUACCAAGCUAUCAAGGAUGGUAUGGACAUGGGGAUAGUGAAUGCUGGGAACCUGCCCGUCUAUGAUGACAUUGAUAAAGAGCUGCUGUUACUGUGUGAAAACCUCAUCUGGAACAGAGAUGCUAAUGCUACUGAGAGACUACUGACCUACGCACAGAACAACGUGAAAGGAGCGAAGAAGGUGGUUCAGACAGACGAAUGGAGACAAGGAAGUGUGGAGGACAGGCUGGAGUACGCUCUCAUUAAGGGAAUAGACAAGGAUGUGGUAGAGGAUGUGGAAGAGUGUCGGGCCCAGGUGGACCGCUACACUCGACCCCUGCACAUCAUUGAAGGCCCCCUGAUGAACGGCAUGAAGGUGGUGGGAGAUCUCUUUGGAGCGGGGAAGAUGUUCCUGCCACAGGUGAUCAAGUCGGCUCGUGUUAUGAAGAAGGCGGUGGGCUAUCUGAUUCCUUUCAUGGAGAAGGAGAGGGAGGAGAUGAUGGCGCUGUCAGGGUCAACUGAGGAAAUGGAUCCCUAUCAGGGCACCAUAGUUCUGGCUACAGUGAAGGGAGACGUCCAUGAUAUUGGCAAGAACAUCGUAGGUGUGGUGCUGGGUUGCAACAAUUUUAGAGUGAUCGACAUGGGUGUGAUGGUUCCCUGUGAUAAGAUCCUCAGAGAGGCCGUCACACAGAAAGCAGAUUUUAUUGGUUUGUCUGGUCUGAUCACCCCUUCGCUGGAUGAGAUGAUCUAUGUGGCCAAAGAGAUGGAGAGACUGGGAAUGACAACACCGCUGCUGAUUGGAGGAGCAACCACAUCAAAGACACACACAGCAGUGAAGAUUGCCCCUCGCUACACGUUUCCUGUUAUCCAUGUUCUGGAUGCCUCCCGGAGUGUCGUGGUGUGCUCGCAGCUCCUGGAUGAGGCAAUGAGGGAGGAGUAUUUUGAGGACCUGAAAGAGGAGUACGAGGAGAUUAGGCAGGAGCACUACGACUCCCUGAAGGAUCGUCGGUAUUUGUCUCUCUCCCAGGCCAGAGAGAAGGCUUUACAUAUAGACUGGCUCUCUUUGCCUACACCAGUACGUCCUCAGUUCCUGGGCACCCGUGUGUUUGAGUGCUACGACCUGAAUAGUCUGCUGGAAUUUAUCGACUGGAAGCCUUUCUUUGAUGUGUGGCAGCUGAGAGGAAAAUACCCCAACAGAGGUUACCCCAAGAUCUUCAACGACAAAACUGUUGGUUUGGAAGCUCGGAGACUCUUCGAUGAUGCCCAGCGUCUGCUCAGCCAAAUGAUUGACAGGGGUAGUGUGGAGGGGCAGGGCCUGGUGGGGUUCUGGCAUGCCCAGAGUGAUGGCGAUGACAUCAGUGUGUACAAAGAUGAUUUCCCAGUACACAGAGACACCAAGCCCAUCGCCACAUUCCAUGGCUUACGGCAACAGGCGGAGAAGGACCGCUCCAGUUCGGAGCCCUACCUGUGUGUGUCUGACUUUGUUGCCCCUGUAGACAGCGGUGUGGCAGACUACAUCGGUGUGUUUGCUGUGGGUGUGUUUGGAGCUGAUGAGCUGAGCCAGCAGUUCCAGGCUCAGGGAGACGACUACAACAGCAUCAUGGUCAAAGCCCUAGGUGAUCGACUGGCUGAGGCCUUUGCCGAGGAGCUACAUUCUCGUGUGCGUAAGGAUCUGUGGGGCUACAGUACUGACGAGGCUCUGCAGGCUUCAGACCUCCACAGACUACGAUACCAGGGCAUCAGACCUGCAGCUGGCUACCCCAGCCAGCCUGACCACACAGAGAAGACCACCAUGUGGAGCCUGGCUGGGAUCCAGGAGAAGACUGGUAUUUGUCUGACAGAGUCCCUGGCCAUGCUGCCUGCUUCCUCAGUGUCUGGACUUUACUUCUCUAACCCUCAAGCCUCAUACUUCGCUGUGGGAAAGAUCACCAAAGAGCAGGUGGAGGACUAUGCCAGAAGGAAAGAGAUGAGUCUGGAGGAGGUGGAGAGAUGGCUGGCUCCCAUACUGGGUUAUGACAGUGAAGUGUAGCGUGUGAGCACUCCAGCAGUAAACUGGACCACAGAGGGAUCAAAAGCAGGGCACAACUAACACACAAUCAGGUUCACAGUCCAACCAUUCCACUGCAGCUCACACAGCUUCUAACUGUGGCUGCUUACACAGGGAUUCACUGACAUCACAUAGUAUAUCACUUACUUUUAAAAACACACAAGGUAUUAUCAUUUUACUCAACAUUUCAGAACAAUUAAACCAUGUUUUGUCCUCUGUGGCAAGAGGUUAUGACAAGCUUACUACUGUUAAACACUACACACAUACAGUUGAUACCUGUGCCAACAGGAUAUCUGACUGUUAGUGAAACUUAAAUUUGACAAUUAAAAAAAAAAAAAGAAUAAAUGAAAGAAUAUAUAUAUAUAUAUAUAUAUAUAUAUAUAUAUAUAGUA